UAAAAAAAUUUUUUUAAUCAUGUGCUAAGUGCGGGAUUUAUUUAUUGGAUCUGUGCACUAGACGGUUGUACUUUUAACAGAGACUUCAAUGCUUUAGUACCUUCUUAAUUCGUUUCAUUUAUUUAGGAAAUUUAUCAGUAUACAUUUUAAUUUUUUCGGUUUAUUUUGAAUAAGAGAGGACCAAAAUCACAAUCAGGCCAUCGCUGGAGGCCUGGGAACUACUUUUAGACCAAGAAACCACAAGUUUGGGAGGCUAUGAUCAGCAUGGAGUUACCGCCGCAUUCGACGCAGCACGGCGGACUUCAUCUAGGAGUCGGCGUGCCCGUCAAUCCAGGUGACAGUGCACUGGCUGCUAUGCACUCACACCAUCAAGAAUCUAUGGGGCUUCAGCAUCACGGCCAUGGGAACACCACUGGAGGUAUGAAUGAGGAGACUAAGAAAAAACAUGAUGGCCAUGGUAUGAACCAAGAUGGUCACGGAGGUGUAAAUCAAUUGGGCGGUGUCUUUGUUAAUGGAAGACCUUUACCGGAUGUAGUGAGGCAAAGGAUUGUGGAACUUGCACACAGUGGUGUUAGACCGUGUGACAUUUCCAGACAACUCAGGGUAUCUCAUGGCUGUGUAUCCAAGAUACUGUCAAGGUAUUACGAAACGGGCAGCUUCAAGGCAGGUGUGAUAGGCGGCUCUAAACCAAAAGUCGCGACUCCACCGGUCGUUGACGCUAUUGCUAAUUAUAAGAGAGACAAUCCUACGAUGUUCGCUUGGGAGAUCAGGGAUAGAUUACUCGCAGAAGGCAUUUGCUCGCAAGACAAUGUGCCUUCUGUGUCUUCGAUAAAUCGAAUCGUGAGGAAUAAAGCUGCUGAGAAAGCUAAACAUGCGCAUCAACAGCAACAGGCACAACAACAAGGUCAACCGGGAUCAGGAGGUUCGGUAUCGGUAAUAGCUCACGCUCCAGCAACCGCUGGUGGUCAUCCCGCAGCAACAGCUCCCAAUGCUUACAGUAUCAGCGGAAUACUUGGUAUUCCUGCACAUCAUCAGGAUCCUAAUGGCAAUAGUAUCAAAAGAAAACGCACUGAUGAUGAUGACAAUCGCGAUCACUUGAGUGAUCAUGCUGAAGAUGAUCUAAAGAGACAGAGGAAUAAUUACAAUGGAGAUCAAUUGUAUUCAAAUCUAUGGUCGAGUAAAUGGAACAUAAAGGACGAGCAGAACAAGCUACUGAACGAGCUCGGGGGUGCUGGUGGUACCGGAAACAGCGGGACGACGGGCAACGGAGCUAGUGGGGGAGCAAACGGUGGUGGCGGUGGCGCUGGGAAUAAUACCUCUGGUUACUAUGAGCACAGUGGAUUCCCCGGGAACGCUAUUGCCACCUCGGCAGAGCUGUACGACUCUUUAGGUAGCAUCAGUACCAUGACGCAAGCGCAAACACCCCACCUUUAUACCCCGCCCAUUGGGGGUACCAUAGGUGGUACAUUAACACCAUUGGCACCGCUCACAAUGCAAGAAUUAAAAUUAAGCCAAACAUUGGACGGCACCAAUAUGUCACCUUACCACACAACCGAAAGCAGUGCCGUUGCUGUAUCGUACGUGAACGUAAGCGGUGGAGCCGGUGGUGAACACAGUCCACCAGUGUCUCUGCAAAACGACGGUAAUGUUACUCCGACAACUCCUAAUACCAAUGGAGGCGAUCCCGGAUUGACUGUUUUGCAAUCGCCUGUUUCGCAAGCCCAAGUUGCAUCCUCGAUACCUCCUUAUUCUACUAUGCUACCUAGUUUUGGACACUAUGCUACAGGUGGUGGAGAUUACGCAUACAGUGCAGCAUAUUCACAAUACUCAAGUGCACCGUACACUGGUUAUGGUUAUGGAGCAGCUACAAGCGGGUUGCUCAAUUCAACAUAUUACUACUGCAACGGGGAUACGCUGGCGUCAUCCCACAACAAUUCGCACCACCAGGGUUGCAACGGUAUCACAGACACCAACAGCGCGGACGUGGCAAGUCGCUCGCCUUUGGCAGCAACCAGAGCAAGUAGCGGCGCGAGUGCUGCAUCACCAACUGGCAGUGCCUGCACCAACAAACCGGAUCACGCUUCUACCCCUACGGAUUUGUACCUGGCUUGAUUCACUUAAUAACCAAGUGUUCGUUCUCCAUAUAAAAUUUUAUCAAAACAAUGAACUCUACUUAAAAAAUUUUGAAGAACGGGCGCCAUAUCAUUUAACCAAUUGAAAUUAAUGACUGAUCUCUUGGGACACGAAUUUAAAACAGAUACUUAACAAUAAUAAUAAUAAUAAUUAAAAUAUUAUUUUUAGAAACGUGUCUCAAUAAAUACAGACGUCAUCGGAAAUCUAUAGAAACCACUAGGUAGUUUAAUUUAUAAUUUAAUUAUAAUUUUUAUUAAUAAUUUAUAUUAUUUUACCCAAGUAUUUAAAUUUUUAGUUGUCAUCUUAAGUAGUCAAAAAAAAUACUACAGACUACAGAAAACAGACUACGGUAGUUGGAAUUA
This is a messenger RNA of Microplitis demolitor, 2495 nucleotides long. RefSeq names its product paired box protein Pax-8 (gene sv). The transcript is spliced from 12 exons. NCBI's taxonomy places the organism in Eukaryota, Metazoa, Arthropoda, Insecta, Hymenoptera, Braconidae. Gene Ontology annotation, molecular function: RNA polymerase II cis-regulatory region sequence-specific DNA binding; DNA-binding transcription factor activity, RNA polymerase II-specific. The coding region runs from base 256 to 2112 and encodes 618 amino acids. Gene Ontology annotation, biological process: anatomical structure development; regulation of transcription by RNA polymerase II. The record is from RefSeq and is a predicted model, not a curated record.